This is a messenger RNA of Salpingoeca rosetta, 1235 nucleotides long. RefSeq names its product histone deacetylase complex subunit. NCBI's taxonomy places the organism in Eukaryota, Choanoflagellata, Craspedida, Salpingoecidae. The record is from RefSeq and is a predicted model, not a curated record. Gene Ontology annotation, biological process: negative regulation of DNA-templated transcription. Gene Ontology annotation, cellular component: nucleus. The coding region runs from base 26 to 988 and encodes 320 amino acids. Gene Ontology annotation, molecular function: transcription factor binding; transcription corepressor activity. The transcript is spliced from 6 exons.
CUGCACCAAAGCACAAAGCACAACCAUGGCGGAUAUCGAGGCAACCACUGCCGCUGCUCCCACCGAGGAGGCAAUCAUGGACGCCAAGGCGGACGAGCAGCAACAGAAGCCAGAGGAAACAAGCGACAAGCCCGAAGAAGCACCAGCCGCAACAGCGACAACAACAACAACAACGACAACAACAACAACAACAGAAGCGGGCGCCGCGGAUGGCGAGGAACAGAAGAAGGAGAUGAGUGAGGACGACGACGACGACGAAGAUGACGACACCGAGCGCCGUCGCCGCGGUGCACGUGAUACAUCGCCCACAUCCAAGCCACAGUCGGAGAUCCAGGCGUUCAAAGUUGAUCGGGAGAAGACGUGCCCGUUGCUGCUGCGUGUCUUCACACGGUUCCGGGGCCACAACCGUCUUGACGAUUACCGCGGCAAGCGCGUGCCAUCCAACGAGUUGCAGAUGUACACAUGGAUGGAUGCCUCCCUCAAGGAGCUGUCUGUGCUGAUCAAGGAAGUGAACCUGCAGGCGCGCCGCAAGGGCACAAAGUUCCUUUUCUCCGCAGUCUACUUCAACAACCGUGGGCAGGGCGCCAUGCGUGACCUCGGUGUUGUCAUCAACGGCGAGAAGACUGGUGACGAUGAGAGGACGCUCAAGUCGGUCAACUUCCGCAUUGGCGACUAUGUCGACCUCGCCAUCAUCCCCGCCGACCGCCGCGGUGCUCCGCCUGCUGCCCGCCACAGCGACCGCCCCUCCAUCCACGACCGCCUUGGCCGCCGACCAUCAGAUCCCCUGCGCCGCCCCCGGGACUUCCAUGACCACCGCGACCGCGACCGUGGCCGUGACCGUGGGUUUGACCGUGACUUUGAUCGUGAUCGUCGUGCGUAUGAGCGUGUGCGCGGCGGGCGUGAGCGCAGCCCUGGUCGCCGUCGCCGCCUCGACGACUAUGAUGCCCGCCCCCGCAGGCGGCCGUUCGACACCCACGACCGGCGCUGAUCAACACACACACACGCACACGCGCCACACGCGCGCACGCGAUUGCUUGGGGGAACGUGCGAAAUAUUGGAGGGUGGUGUUUUGAUGUUGUGGAGUGUGCAGUUUGCUGUGUUCUGUUGUGUUCUGGUUGAUUUGUGUCUUUGUCGCAAUACAGCUCCCGUUGGCUGGGACAUUCGCUGUUGGCCCUGCCGGCUGCUUGUUCACUGGGUCAACAACACAAAACAAACCAAGGAAACACUCGACCGAC